Messenger RNA from Carassius auratus (goldfish), 1250 nucleotides. Its product is annotated as ribosomal protein S6 kinase alpha-1-like. NCBI's taxonomy places the organism in Eukaryota, Metazoa, Chordata, Actinopteri, Cypriniformes, Cyprinidae. The coding region runs from base 529 to 783 and encodes 84 amino acids. The transcript is spliced from 3 exons. The record is from RefSeq and is a predicted model, not a curated record.
UUGGCUGAAGCUCAUGCGCUUUUACACUGUCGAUUCGGUUCAGACAGAGCGGAACACACACAGCACUGACAGCAUCGGCUCCUCUUUUCUUUUCCUGCGUCUGCGUGCACACCGAUAGUGAGUUUCAGUUGAGAAACCAACUCAUUACAAUAUCAUCUUUUAUUUUAUUUCCUCGGAGGAGGCGCGUUUCAUCGCCGCAGACGCACGGCGCAUGUUCCUCUGAACCCGAGUCCACCUGUGUGUGAAUAAGCGGGGGAGAUUUGUUCAUUUCCAGGAACGGGGCUGUGCAACUCCUCUUCCUCACCGGACAGAGAGGGGAAUCCGUCAACGUCAUUUAAACGGGAAUAACUGCUUUAAUUUUCUACGGAGUGAAUUUGCGCGUCCUGAGCGGAUUGUAAGAGAGGAAAGUCGCCCGUUUGCUCCUGAUCAAAGGGACAGAUCAGGUCGUUCCAGCAGGGAAUACUCCGGUUCGGAAGAAAUCCCCGUCCAAAUUUGAGUACUCGAGAGAGACGAGAAGGAGCGUACACAAUGCCACUUGCUCAACUGGCAGAACCAUGGCCCAAAAUGGAGUUGGUGCAGCUGGAGACGGAGAAUGGGCAGAGCACCACUGAGGAUGGGGUCACUUCAGCUGAUAAGCUGUCUGGCCCGGAGCGUGAACCUCCUCCUGACCCUGCUGUCACUGUCGGACCAAAACGGCAAACAAAUCUCUGCUCAGAGGCUCAAGGUUUCCUGCUGUGUGUCUUGGCCUUGCAUAGGUUCAGUUCAGUCAACAUAAUACUGUAAAGAAAUGUAUAUUUCAGAGAUGCUGUUUCGUGAGACAGCAUAUUAUUAGGGCAAGAUUAAACUGUUUGUGGUUUCUAAGAAGUUUCCAGUUUAUUUUCAAGAGGAGAAAGGGCAGAGGCAGAAUGGAAGUGGUUAUUUUUCUGCCAAGCUGCAUUUUUGACUGCUAAUGAGAUAAUAAAAAGUGUUCUCUUUAGGGUUGUACCAUGUCACUGACCAAUCAGGAGUGAUCUUGUUCAAAACCAGAAAAACAGCAUGUAGUUUGUGUAGUCUGUUUUAGGAAGAAAUAAAUGCCUUUAAUUCUGUUAGUUUUAUUAGCUAUCGUGUAUUAAACACUAAAUACAUUACACUGUAAAAAUUAUCCCAUUAAAUUUACUGUAUAAAAACUGUUACCGUGUCUCCGGGAUGUAUGCAUAUUUUACAACUUUCAACCAUACAGUAUAUUUCAUUAUUUGAGUCACAUAAUGUUA